Caenorhabditis briggsae is the source of this 1989-nucleotide messenger RNA. Bases 1 to 1989 code for a protein of 662 amino acids. The record is from RefSeq and is a predicted model, not a curated record. NCBI's taxonomy places the organism in Eukaryota, Metazoa, Nematoda, Chromadorea, Rhabditida, Rhabditidae. The transcript is spliced from 10 exons. Gene Ontology annotation, molecular function: 3'-5'-RNA exonuclease activity.
AUGCGGACUCGGCGAUUCGACCCGUAUGCGAACAUACGUGGAGCGCCGGCAAACCGUGGAUUCCAAAGAUUACCACGAGGACCUGGAAAUGCCGCCCGGAGAGACGCGCAGGAAAAUACGGGAUACAACUGGGAACGUUUUCAGAGGGAAGAAACCGUUGGAAGCACAAGCCUGUAUCCAACCCAGAUUCCCCCUCCCAAGCUUAUCCAAACUGUAAGAUUCGAGAAUCCUCCAACACCAGCUCCAGAGAAGUCUUCUAGAAGUCAAGGAACAUACAACAUUUGUGCUUCGUGGUUAGCCAAAAAUAAGAGUAUCAUACGUCAGAAGGAGGUGCAGGCGAUCACAGUGACCGAUGAAAGAAGCGAUGAAAAUGUGUUGGAUCAAACUUUCAGUCUAAAUAUAAGCGCCGAUGUAGCAGAAGUGACAACUGAAGUCGGAUGUGAUGACGACGAAGAUAUCAUCGUUCUACAAGAGAGAAUUGGAAGUCCUGCAGUUUCAGAAGACAGUGAUUCUGAGCCGACGACGUCUCAAAAGGUAGUGGAGAAGCCGAAAGAAGAAGGCGGAAAGAAGGAUUUCAGGCAAAUUGAGAAAUCUGACUUAGAAGAAGGAGAAUUGUCGGACUCGGACGACAGUAUCGUACUGAUCGGAGAAUUUCCGAAAAGCAUCAAACCCGACGAAACAAUGACACAGUUGGAGACUAAAAUGGCUGAAACAUUCUGGUCGAAAGCUCCGUCUUCUUCUCUUCUCACGAAUCCUACCAUCAACUCGACCACCUUCGCCCCUGCACGUCUAAUGAUUCCUUCAAAUAUUUCUGACGGCUUCUCCAAAGAUUGCAUAUUCUCCAAUCGACAAAUCCGUCAGUGGAAUAAAAUCAAAUUGAAACAUUCCAUUCUUUCGAGCUCUCCGACUCCGUCCUCCGAGUUCACAGUGUGCUCAUACAAUGUCCUUUGUCAGAAGACGAUCGCGAGAACUGCGUACCUUUAUCGACACUUGGAUCAGUGUCAAGGGUUUUUGGAGUGGACGAAUCGUUGGAAGGGCCUUCAGGAGGAGAUUCCAACGUUCAAUGCAGAUAUUCUGGGAUUGCAGGAAGUACAAGCCGAUCAUUACUUGUUACAUUUUGCCCCUUUUAUGAAGCAACAUGGCUACGAAGGCAUCUAUAAACAAAAAUUCGGCACUGAAGUGAAGGACGACGGGUGUGCUCUUUUCUACCGUCCUGGAAAAUUCGAAUUCGUUAAAUAUCAAGAAGUGAACUAUUUUGUAUCGAAAAGCGCAAUAUCGAAUCGAGAAAACAUUGCUCAAAUUCUGGCUCUUCGUUGUCGUGUUACAAAAGAAGUUGUUCUGGUGGCCAACACCCAUUUGCUAUUCAAUGAAGAGCGUGGAGAUGUGAAGUUGGCACAGUUGGCGAUUCUGUUUGCAUCGAUUCAACAAAUGAGGGAUAAUUUGGGAAAACAGUCAGAUUUCAAUUGCUCCAUUCCGCCGGUUAUCAUUAUGGGAGAUUUUAAUAUGGAGGCACACUCUUUGGUCUAUGACUUUGUGGUCAAAGGAUGUGUUCUUGUGGAAGGACAAUUUGUGAGAAGAAUGAGUGGUCAAUCCGUGAGGACCGGCGGCAAAAAGUGUGAUUUUCGCGAGCUCCUCUUCCAGACAACAGUUGGCACGAAUUCGUCAUUUGAGUCAGGAAAACCGUUACUCGACGGAUGCAUGCGACACCCGUUCAAGUUAGAGUCUGUCUAUCACCACGACCUCGCCACCGUUACUCCAUUCCGUACUCGAUGCAUUUCCACAUAUCACAAAGAUGCCGCGGCUCCGGAUUUCAUUUUCUACACAAAGGAUCGCACUAAAGAAGAUAUCCAAAAACUGCAAGUACUCGAAAGAUUCGGUCUACCGACGGCCGACACUCUGAUUGGAGCGACGCCAUGGCCGAAUCGCCACGUGCCCAGUGAUCAUCUUCCGAUUUUAGCGAAACUCAAGUUAACCAAAGACGUUUUAUAA